Symbiodinium sp. CCMP2592 is the source of this 1299-nucleotide messenger RNA. The record is from the annotation of a GenBank genome assembly. NCBI's taxonomy places the organism in Eukaryota, Dinophyceae, Suessiales, Symbiodiniaceae.
AUGGCAGGUGGUUCCCGGGUGUUCGAGUACUGGGAUCCAACAGCUACGAACGUGUGGCUCGUUUGUAAGCACGAUGAGCAAUGCUACCCGAUGCAGAAGGGCCUGGAGCCUGGGCACUGGGUCCUCCACAGCAGCGACAUUCCUGCAGGAGCUCCAUACGCCUUUGUCAGCGAGUGGAUCCAGGAGUUCCGCCACUGUGGAGAGCGCUCCUGGUUCGGAUCCGUGCACCCUGAAGCCCAGGAGGUAGGCCUGGUCCCAAAAGAUCUUCCAAGCCCGGAGAUGCUGACGCCACAGAAACUCCGGCGAGUGAAGACUCCGGCCUCCUCCGAUUCAGAAAAAGGCGGCUACAGCACCGGUGAUGAAGCAACGACCGACGAGGCCGCCACACCACCGGGAGAGCCAACAGAUGCAGAGAGACUAGCCGCAUCCGAGUUUUUCGUGCAGGCGACGGACAAUCCCUAUGUCACGGAUGGCCACGGCGUGCGCUUGCGACUCCUGGUAGCUCCGCGUGUCGCGAUCACCGGAGCACAGGCUGCCGCCGCAGAUGGAUCUUGGGGUCCCCUCACCUUGCGGAAGAUGCCUCAGGCUUCACCUCCGGCUGCGCUCCAAGCCGCAGAGGACGAAGAGGAAACUGAAGAUCCGCUGGCGCCUGGCCAAUGGAUCGGGGAUGCCAUCAAUUUUUGCAUCCACGGCGACACUGAGAUCUUGCUGAGAGUGCAUAGAAGAGACUGGCGAGUGGAUCCGAAUGCCUUUGGCCUUCAAAGGGAGGAUGGGGAUGGCUGGUAUGGGACUCUCGACGAAAGCAGCCCGAAGAUGGAGGGGAAUGCAUUUGCUCCGUUGGGCCCUGCAUACUGGAGCAUUGUGACGGAGCUUCCACCAACCCCGGAGCAGUUUGCCCGGUGUGGCGACCGGGAGCUUGUGCUCUACGAGCUGCAUCUGGGAAGCUUCACGAGCGAGGGCACCCUGGCGGCGGCGGCUGCAAAGUUGCCGCAUAUCCGGGACCUCGGCGUUACCGCCAUUUCCCUCAUGCCGGUGCAGCAGGACGUGCGGCGCCUGACCAGUGGAGAGUUGGAUCGGUGGGGCUAUGACGUGAUUUCCUUUGCUGCAGUCGAUGCCUCCUACGGCGGUCUGCAGGACCUAGCACACUUCGUCCAGCAGGCCCACAUGCAAAGGCCCUGGAAGGCGUGUCCAUGUGGCCCGAGUUACAGAGAGGGGCUUUCGGUUCUUUCGAGGCUGGACCUUGCCGUCAUUGUGGACUUUGUUUUCAACCACAUGAUGUGGGGCCAGAUCCUCGGAUGA